Adineta ricciae is the source of this 2838-nucleotide messenger RNA. Lineage: Eukaryota; Metazoa; Rotifera; Eurotatoria; Adinetida; Adinetidae. The record is from the annotation of a GenBank genome assembly.
AUGUGUUCAUCGUUAACACAAAAUCUUAGUCAAGCAUGGCCGAUAUUGAAACACUACGAUCAAGAUCAUUUGUACAAUAUCGCUCUUCCCCUGGGUGGUAUUGGUACAGGUACGGUUAGUCUAGGUGGACGAGGAGAACUACGCGAUUGGGAAAUUGCUAAUAAGCCAGCGAAAAAGUAUAGUACAGUGACGAUUGGUAAUGAUGCGCCAUUCUUUUCCAUUUUUGUUAAUCAAUCAUCGACAUCAACGAAAAUGACUAAAGCGUUAAUCGGUCCUGUUCAUCCGACAGAAUAUUUGCAUUAUGAAGGGCGCGCUUGUAAUAAUCACGGUUUACCACGGUUUGAACAAGCAUCGUUUGAUGCUGCUUAUCCGUUUGGAAUCGUUAACCUAUCCGAUCAGAAGAUGCCCGUUCAAGUUUCUAUCAAAGGUUUUAAUCCGUUCAUUCCCACGGAUGCUGAAUCCAGUGGUAUUCCGAUAGCUAUUCUUUACUACGAAGUGAGAAACAUCACGAACGAAGUAUUAGAUGUCAGUGUAUGUGGAUCGAUGAGGAAUUUUGUCGGACAAGAUGGAAGUAAAUAUUUUAUUGCUUGGGACGGUGAUUAUGUUCCGACUGGUGCGAAAAAGAACACAAAUGUGUAUCGAGAAGAUUUACAAGGGAAAUUGAAAGGCAUUUAUAUGAACUCGGCAAAUGUUGAUCCAAAAGAUCCAGCAUGGGGAACAAUUGCAUUAACAACAUUAGCCGAUUCACCCGACGCAAAUGUUACUUAUCGCUUGUCAUCCGUUGACAAUGCCUGGUAUCAUGCUAUUCUCGAUUUUUGGGAUGAUUUUAGCACUGAUGGCACAUUACAUGAUAAAGGGCAACUAGUUGAUGAUAAUCCAAUGGCAAGUUUAGCGUUGAAAAAGCAAAUUGCACCGGGAGCAACUGAACUUUAUCCAUUUUUUAUUACUUGGAAUUUUCCUAAUCGAAUGGCCUGGUCAUCAACUGUUGUUGGCAAUUACUAUUCCACCGUAUACAAGGACGCAUGGGACGUAUGUGUCAGAACAAUACCUUUACUUCCCGAUUUAGAGUCGAAUACGCUAGAAUUUGUCAACCUGGUUUUGGCAAGUGAUUAUCCAGGUGUGUUGAAAGAAGCGGCAUUGUUUAAUCUGGCCACACUUCGUUCACAGACUGUUUUUCGUAUUGCGGAUGGACACUUAAUGGCUUGGGAAGGAAUUUUUGAUAUAUUUGGUUCGUGCUAUGGGUCGUGUACACAUGUGUGGAAUUAUGAACAAGCUGUUGGAUUUCUUUUUGGUGAACUUGCGAAAACUAUGCGAGACGUGGAGUUGAAUUAUGCGACGUUUAAAGAUGAUGGGGCGAUGAAUUUUCGAGUGCAACUUCCAUUGACUAAUCCACAAACACGAACUGGAACUGCAGCAGAUGGACAAAUGGGCUGUGUAAUGAAAAUGUAUCGUGACUGGCAACUUUCCGGUGAUGAUGAAUUUCUGAAGAAAAAUUGGGAAUUAGUCAAAAAAGUUCUAGGUUUUGCAUGGCAACCGAAAAGUUGGGAUGCUGAUCAAGACGGUGUCGAAGAAGGUGCUCAACCAAAUACUAUGGACGUGACGUACUAUGGUCCAAAUCCUCAAUGUAACUUCUGGUAUUUAGGUGCUCUUCGUGCUGCCUAUAUGAUGGCAUCCUAUGUCGGUGAUAGCACUUUUGCUAGUAAAUGCGGAUAUUUAUUCGCAAAUGGUAGUGCAUGGGUGGAUGGUAACUUAUUCAAUGGAGAAUAUUAUGAACAAAAAAUUAUUGAUCCUAAAACCGGAAAGUUCAUUCCGGAUGAUGAUCCGAAUGUUCCUGAUUAUCAACUUGGCAAAGGCUGUCUUGUUGAUCAAUUGGUCGGUCAAAUGAUGGCACAUGUAUGCCAUUUGGGUUACCUUGGUAAACCUGAAAACAUAAGCACGACGUGUCGAAGUAUUUUGAAAUAUAAUUAUCUCGAUACAUUCAAUGAACAUUUCAAUAACAUGCGUUCGUACGUUCUGGGAAAUGAAAGUGGACUUCUAAUGGCAUCGUGGCCACGUGGACGUUUGAAAUAUCCGUUUCCAUAUUUUUCAGAAUCAAUGACUGGCUUUGAAUAUACAGCUGCAUGUAAUAUGAUCUAUGAAAAUCAAAAUGACGAAGGCUUAAAGUGUGUUCAAAGUAUUCGAGACCGUUUCGACGGUUUAAAACGCAAUCCGUUCAGCGAACCUGAAUGUGGACAUCAUUAUGGACGCUCGAUGACAAGCUGGGCGACACUUUUAGCCUGGUCAGGUUUCCAUUAUUCAGCUGUUACACGAACGAUGGAAUUCGGUAUAUUGAUUAAGAAAGGCAAACAGGGGACUAAAGGUGAUGCACAAAUUCUUAAAGAAAAUGUAGAGACAAUUGAAUUCUACAAGAAAAUUUUAACGAUAGCGAAUGGCGUUUUUCUCGCUGUUCAUUUCAUCUUUUAUUUUAUUACUGGAUUUUCAAUAGCUUCUUUUAUUCUUUUUGGUAUAUCGUCUGCUGCAGCAUGGUACGUUUGGUCAUUUAUGAAGCAAUGGGGAACAUCGAAAUCAGGUGGUAGUGUCACCGAUUUGAAUUUGAACGGCAGCAUCUCCGAAUAUGCAAAAGACAUUAUACUUGCAAUCGUUAUUGCACAAUCUGCUAGUUUAAUCCAUCGAUAUCUCUGGUGGUUACUUUCAGCCAUUCCACUUUAUGCGAUAUAUAAAGGAUUCAUGUUGUAUUUCUUUCCGCCGUAUGCUCAACUACGUGGUGGUGAUCAGGACGAACAGAGUGAUGCCAAAAAGGGUGGAAAAACCAAAAUCACCCGAGUCGCUCGACAUUAG